Neocloeon triangulifer is the source of this 1738-nucleotide messenger RNA. It is a transcript of the gene spict, whose product is annotated as magnesium transporter NIPA2. NCBI's taxonomy places the organism in Eukaryota, Metazoa, Arthropoda, Insecta, Ephemeroptera, Baetidae. Gene Ontology annotation, biological process: magnesium ion transport. The record is from RefSeq and is a predicted model, not a curated record. Gene Ontology annotation, cellular component: membrane. The transcript has 8 exons. Gene Ontology annotation, molecular function: magnesium ion transmembrane transporter activity. The coding region runs from base 248 to 1390 and encodes 380 amino acids.
CCCAUUCCGCUCAGCUGGGAAAAGGAACGCUCCUUCUUGGAACGCUCGAUUCGUUUUUGCAAUCAACUUUUGCUGCUGGGGCGAAUCCAAUCACGUGAAAAACUUUGGGAAACAAUGUCAAUAAUCGUCUUCACCGCCUUAUCCGCUCUUCUUAUCUGAUCCUCCUCAAUCGCCGCAGCACACAAUCAGUCGUGGAGACUGAAAAAAGGAUUUUGCAUGAUCCUUUCACGCAGAUAGACCUUUAACCAUGGCUCUGCAAAUGAUCCAGUCUAUCAAGGACAGAAUCAUGCCGAAUGGCACCUUGUUCGACCCGAAAUUGUACGACGAGACUGGCUACUACGUUGGACUUGGUCUCGCCAUCAGUUCCAGCAUUUUCAUCGGCUCCAGUUUCAUUAUAAAAAAGAAGGCGUUGAUUCGAUUGAGCAGAACCGGAGGAACUCGAGCAGGCCACGGAGGAUUCGGCUACUUGCGAGAAUGGAUUUGGUGGGCGGGAUUCCUGUCCAUGGGAAUCGGAGAGGCGGCCAACUUUGCUGCCUACGCUUUUGCGCCAGCUUCAAUGGUCACUCCUCUGGGUGCUCUCAGUGUCCUGGUUGCUGCCAUUCUCUCUUCUAAAUACCUCAACGAAAGAUUAAAUCUGCUUGGAAAACUUGGCUGUUUCUUGUGCAUCAUUGGCUCGACCGUGAUUGUGAUUCAUUCCCCGAAAGAGGAGGAAGUGGAGAGUUUGGAGGUGCUUCUUGAAAAGCUCCAAGAUGCAUCUUUUAUUUUCUACGUGGUGGUUAUCGUCAUGUUGUCCCUCUUCCUGGCCUUUGGCCUGGCGCCGCAGUUCGGCCACACCAACGUGGUCAUCUACAUCGCCAUCUGCUCGGCCAUCGGGUCUCUCUCGGUGAUGGGCUGCAAGGGUCUGGGCCUGGCCCUCAAGGAAACCCUGUCCGGAAGAAGCAACGAAACUGGCAACUGGCUCACGUGGAUGCUGCUCUUCACCGUCGUCUGCUGCAUUGUGGUUCAGAUGAACUACCUCAACAAAGCGCUCGACGUCUUCAACACGUCCAUCGUCACCCCCGUCUACUACGUCUUCUUCACCACCCUCGUCAUCGUGGCGUCCACAAUCCUUUUUAAGGAAUGGCAACACUUGGGUGCGGAAGACAUCCUGGGCAACAUCUGCGGCUUCCUCACAGUGAUUGUGGCGAUUUUCCUGCUGCACGCGUUCCGAGACGUCGACAUCACGAUGAACGACGUCCGAGGCAUUCUGCGGCCCAAGGCCAUGUCCGGAGGCGGCUACCGAGCGAAUCCCGCCGCCAAGUACAACCCAGUGCCUGUGGACGAGGAGGGUCUGAUGAGCCAGGACGAGCAGGUCGUCUACAGCAGCACGGGGUCCACACACGUCAGAUGACGCGCCUCCCUCGGGCCCUCGUUGCCUCCCUGCAUAGGCUAGCAGCAAACCGAGACCCCGCCCGCACCAGUAUUUUGACCAAAAUUAAACACAGACGUGCAUCGGUGAUUUUUUUACUGAAGCCAAGUGAAUGUCUUUCAAUUUGGCCUCUCUCGAACUGACUUAAGAUGAAAUUGGUUUAAUUGCUUGAUUUCUAAGGGUAGCUAAAAAAAUAUUUGAUUAAAUUAAGCUUUUUUUCAGAGACUUAUUGUUUUAAAUUGGAAGAUUAAAAAAGCGUCGAGUAUUGAAGUUGUAUAAAUUUCUUUAUUGAUUGUAAAAUAGCUUUGCUGAAAUAAAAAGCUAUCACAU